Messenger RNA from Fonsecaea pedrosoi CBS 271.37, 504 nucleotides. RefSeq lists its product as uncharacterized. The record is from RefSeq and is a predicted model, not a curated record. The transcript is spliced from 2 exons. The coding region runs from base 1 to 504 and encodes 167 amino acids. Lineage: Eukaryota; Fungi; Ascomycota; Eurotiomycetes; Chaetothyriales; Herpotrichiellaceae.
AUGCAGCGGCCGAUGUUCCCAUUUCCAGAACGCCAAAAUACCCCUCCAGGCUUGGGAGGACAUUCUGGUCCACGUGUUGAGAUUGAGACGCCCAACACGCCCCCAGUGGACGACGGGGAACGUGUAACGCAACUCUUUGUCCGGGCUCAACAAUUGCUAGAUUGUUCGAACCUGCUGUGUUCCGCCGUGCCCAACCUCGAAAUGAUGGAUGCUAUAAUGCACCGGCUGGAGGAAAUGGACAAUGCUCAAAGAACCCAAAAGCUGCGGUUGGAUUCGCUCGAAGCCCUGUCCCAGAGGUUGAGCUCUUUGCGAGAAGAUUUGGCAAAAGCGAUAGCGGAAAGAGAUGCCGCCAAACGAGAGUUGGCAUACGUCACAGCGUACUCUCUGCGGCUUAAACAAGAAGUCGAGAAGUACAAAUCGGGAGCGGAAGACUCGAACCAGGUCAACGCCGAACAGGAGGCGGGGAACCCAGGAUCAUCGAGGUCUCCUUUCGGACGCCGCUGA